AUGGCAGUGAUCGGUGCCGAACAGUCUUGUGUCUAUUUGCCGGCCUGUUAUUCGGAAAGAGCCGAAGGCCGGAUCAAGAAGACCCUCGACAGUAUCUCGUCGGCCGACUGUUCGGAUCCACCGAACCGGCGCUUCGUCGUACUCUGUGUUGGGAUGAUCGCUCACCAUAAUACUCCCGACGUGUUCGAGACUGAAAAUAUUUAUGAUGUGGGCUCACUCUGUACAUUCGAUGGCGUCACCCUUGCCAGUGAUUUGGAUUACAACUUCGAAUUGAGUUUCUCAUGUCUGGUGGAUGAUCCCUUCAAGGAAAUGGGAGUUGAUGAGGAAGAAUACAAAUCUUACAAGGGGAAGGUUCUUCUGCCACCCAUUGGGAUCGCCGGCCAUGAGCUCUAG
This is a messenger RNA of Puccinia graminis f. sp. tritici CRL 75-36-700-3, 393 nucleotides long. RefSeq lists its product as uncharacterized. The coding region runs from base 1 to 393 and encodes 130 amino acids. Lineage: Eukaryota; Fungi; Basidiomycota; Pucciniomycetes; Pucciniales; Pucciniaceae. The transcript has 2 exons. The record is from RefSeq and is a predicted model, not a curated record.